Molecule: messenger RNA, 13867 nt
Organism: Salvelinus fontinalis (brook trout)
Lineage: Eukaryota; Metazoa; Chordata; Actinopteri; Salmoniformes; Salmonidae
Gene: otog
Product: otogelin
Exons: 56
Coding region: 74-11272 (3732 amino acids)
Biological process (GO): L-arabinose metabolic process
Cellular component (GO): extracellular matrix
Molecular function (GO): alpha-L-arabinofuranosidase activity; protein binding
Source: RefSeq, a predicted model, not a curated record
UGGAAAAAGUGAGAGAAGGAGAGGAAAUCUGUGAGGAGGAAAUUAUCCACAUGGUAUCAGAAAAAAUGUAUCGAUGGUGCAGCUAAAUUACAUUUUACCUGGCGGGGGAGAAAGCGAUUCCACUGACCGUGGGUUGUAUGAAUCACGAAUGGAUCCUAAUUUAAUUUUGAGCAGGAAAAGAUUUUUGCAUUUUUUAUCGUUCUAUUUUAUUCUAAUUUAUCAAGCGCACAUUUCGUGGGGCAUAGACGCAGUGAAUAUAACAAACUGGCAUGAUAACAAAAGCAGCAGUAUAAUGCUGGCGAAAUGGGAUACCGCUUCCCCAAGAGGACAGGAACUUCAUAGAACUGCAGAUACAUUAGCAACCAAUGUAUCAUCAGCCAAUGCAUCACUAGCCAACACGUCGACCAAUGUCUCCUCAGUUCACUCAUCUUCAUCCAACUCUUCGUCCGCCAACCUAUCAUCCAUCCAGCCAUCUUCAGUUGGCAGAUCUUCAGUCCACUACUUCAACACAACUGUAGUCGAUUCAUCUUCAGACUCACAGGAAGCACUGAGGUCAUCAGUAGGCCUGCGUAGGCCAACAGAUCCCUGUUCGUUUCCUUGUCUGAAUGGAGGUCAGUGUGUCCAUCCUGAGUCAUGUGACUGCAGUUUAUACCAAGCUACUGGAACACGAUGCCAAACAGUUCCUAACCCAGGAUUUGAGAGGGAGAUGACGUGUCGGUCGUGGGGCCAGUAUAACUACGAGACGUUUGAUGGGCUGUACUAUCACCUUCCUGGGAGAUGUACCUACACUCUGCUGAGAGACUGUGAAGACACCAGCCAGGCCAGCAUUCUCAUACAGGUCCACAAUGACCCAGACUGCCGCUCGUCUCCCUACUCCUGCACGCGCUCAGUCAGUCUCUUCCUGCCCUGGGAAGGAGAGAUCAGGCUGCACAGGUCCAAAGUCACCUUCAAGGGACAGAGUGUUCAGCUGCCUCACCACAUCCAUGAAGUGGAGCUGGAGAGGAUCUCCCGCUAUGUCUUGGUGACCCAGCAACAUGGCUUCACCCUGGCCUGGGACGGACACAGUGGCUCUGUUUACAUCAAGCUGAGCCCAGAGUGGGUGGGCAGGACCUGCGGUCUGUGCGGCAACUUCAACGCAGACGUACAGGAUGACCUGAAGACCAGCUACGGUGUGGUGACGGAGGACCUGUCCAUGUUUGGGAACAGCUGGGUGGAGGAGGAGCUUCACCAGGUCAGGUGUCCCAUGGUGCCCUCCAUGUUCCCCUCGCCCUGCGCCUCACGUGACCCACACAUACUACUGAAAGUGGAGGAGGUGUGUGCAAUGCUUCUGGAGGAACCUUUUACAGGCUGUCAUGAGUUUGUCAGUCCUCUGUCUUACAUGGCUAGCUGCUCCAACGACCUCUGUCUGUCGGGUCCCAACGGUGAUGUGGUAUGCCAGGUGUUCACGGAGUAUGCCCGGGCCUGUGCCCACGCCGACCACCCACUGAAGGACUGGAGGACUCACAUACCACAGUGUGCGAUGCCGUGUCCUCCGGGUCUGCAGUAUAAGGAGUGCAUCACCUGCUGCCCUGUGUCCUGUAACGUGGACAGAAUGUGUAUCGACAACAAGCUGCAGUGUCUAGACGGAUGCUACUGCCCAGAUGACCUGAUCUAUGAGGAGGGAAGUUGUGUGAAGGCCUCAGACUGUCCCUGUGAAUACCACGGCAUGGUCUACCCCUCCGGACAGACCGUUCAGGAGGAGUGUAACAACUGCACGUGUGUGGGGGGCGUGUGGAACUGCACAGAGUACAGCUGCCCAGGAGAGUGCUCUGUGACUGGAGACAUGUACUUCCACUCGUUUGAUGGCAGGAUGUUUACCUUCCCAGCUUCCUGUCAGUAUGUCCUGUCUAAGAGUCGUAACUCAGGGAAGUUCACUGUCACCAUUCAGAACGCCCCGUGUGGACCCAAUUUGGACGGGGCUUGUAUCCAAUCAGUCAGCCUGGUCAUGGACGAAGACCCACGGACUGAGAUCACACUGACCCACCUAGGAGAGGUCUUCAUGGCAGGACAGUACCUCAUCUCUCUGCCCUAUUCAGAUGAGGUGUUCCACAUCCAGGAGCUGUCGUCCAUGUUCCUGCAGGUGCGUACUGCUCUGGGUCUGCAUCUGCAGUACAGCUGGAGGGAGUUCCGUCUCUACCUGCUGGUGGAUGACCUGUGGAAGGACGACACGGUGGGGCUCUGUGGAACCUUCAACGGAAACAUCCAGGACGACUUCCUGUCUCCAUCUGGUAUGAUAGAGAGCACCCCUCACCUGUUUGGCAACGCCUGGAGGGUAUCCUCUGCCUGUGUCCCCAGCCAGAGUGUUCCCCAGCUUGACCCAUGUGACACGCAUCAGCAAACAGCAUCCUACGCCUCUGAGAUGUGUGACAUCCUGAACCAGGAGUUGUUCUCAGCGUGUCAUGAGUACCUGAGUCCGGUGCCCUUUCACCAACAGUGUAAAGCAGACACCUGUAAGUGUGGCCAGCCCUGCCUCUGCUCUUCCCUGGCCCACUAUGCUAGACAGUGCAGGAAGUACUCCGUCAUCACAGAGUUCAGAGCCAGCGUACCUGACUGUGAGGUGACAUGCCCAGAUACCAUGGAGUACGGAACCUGUGUGUCGUCGUGCCAACGUCGUUGCUCCGCCCUGUCCAUGCAGCAGCGCUGUGGAGAGGAGUGUGAGGAGGGCUGUGUGUGUCCACACGGCACCUUCUACAGCACACACACACACACCUGUGUGCCCAGGAGCUCCUGUCCCUGUAGUUUCCUGGGGGCGGACUACGCUCCAGGCGAUGUGAUCAUGACAUCAGCAGGUGUACAGGUUUGCCAAGAUGGCAAGCUAGUUUCCCAAAGUCCUGCCAGUGACCAACAGUGUCCACUGGGUCAGAUGUACCUGGACUGUACUGAGGGGCUGGAGGGGCUGAAGGCUAUAGAUGGGAGCAGCCUGGGUAGAGGACUGGGCUGUGAACACACCUGUGAAUCCCACCUGCUCAACCUCACCUGUUCAGCUCAUGAACCGUGCAUCCCUGGCUGUGUCUGUCCCCCUGGGUUGCUGAAACAUGGUGAUGAGUGUUUUGAGCCUGAUGCCUGCCCCUGCAUCUGGAAGGGGAAAGAGUACUAUCCAGGAGAUAGAGUCACCUCCCCUUGUCAUCAAUGUGUCUGCCAGCACGGAACGUUCCAGUGUGUGUUCCAUCCGUGUCCGUCCAUGUGCACAGCCUAUGGGGACCGCCACUACAGGACAUUUGAUGGUCUACUGUUUGACUACGUUGGAGCGUGUAAAGUCUACCUAGUAAAGAGCAGUGCUGAUCUGAUGAUGAGUGUGACGGCUGAGAACGUGGACUGUUACGACAGCGGCGUCAUCUGCAGGAAAUCUCUACUCAUCAACAUUGGUAGAUCUUUCAUUGCGUUCGACGACGACGGUGGCAAACCAAACCCGUCCAGUGUGAUCGACUGGAGGCAGGAGGUGUUCAUAUGGAGCGCUGGGCUCUUCACCGUGGUCCACGUUCCCGAGGAGGACCUGACCGUGCUCUGGGAUCGCAAGACCACGGUCCACAUCCAGGCUGGACCACGCUGGCAGGGCAAGCUGAGCGGUCUGUGUGGGAACUUUGAUCUGAGGACGGUCAAUGAGAUGAGGACACCAGAGAACAUAGACUCUGCCACGCCUCAGGAGUUUGGCAACAGCUGGACGGCAGCUGAGUGUGUUAACAGCCCAGACAUCAGACACCCCUGCAGUCUGAACCCACUGAGGGAGCCGUUCUCCAAGAGGCUGUGUGGAGUCCUGCUCAGCGAGGUCUUCCUAGUCUGCCACCCGGUGGUGGAUGUGACAUGGUUCUAUAUGAACUGUCUGGCUGAUACGUGUGGCUGUAGUCGUGGUGGGGACUGUGACUGUUUCUGUACCAGCGUAGCAGCCUACGCCCACCGAUGCUGUCACCAGGGUGUCACCGUGGACUGGCGAUCCCCGUCGAUCUGCCCCUACGACUGUGAAUACUACAACAAAGUUCUGGGUAAAGGCCCCUACAGGCUGGUGACCUACAGGGAGAGAGACACGGUGCUGGCAGCCAACAGGUCCAGUGGGACAGUGUUCCCUAAGAAAGGAGACACUAGUGCGGCUGGUUUCCUGUCCCUCUUCAUGAUGACCCCUGGGCUCAGCAGAGCACGUCCACAUGACACUUCCCUGGUGUCGUUCGAGGCGUCCGAUCGGCCCAACUACUUCCUGGCGGUGGACAGCAGCGGCCAUCUUACGCUGACCAAGUGGGAGGAGAGUGAAGCGUUCUGGGACGCGGCUACCUUCACGCUGCACCGUGACACCUGGAUCCAGCGUUAUGAUUCUCUGGAGGCUUUCGCCAGGCCGGGAUUCUUCCUCCACUACAUGCUGUCCUGGGUUCACCUCGUGAAGUACAAACACACUGACGGAUUCCGCAAAGCCACGCUCUUCAAACUGACAGGCCCUGGUCCAGACAGCCCUACGGGUCCUAAGUGCCAGUGGAGGUAUGAGUCGUGUGUCAGCCCCUGCUUCAGGACUUGCAGUGACCCCUCGGGGGAGGCAUGUGGUACCGUUCCAAAAGUGGAGGGAUGUCUGCCUCUGUGUCAUGGUCACAUGGUGCUGGAUGAGGUCACUCAGAGAUGUGUCCAUGUUGAAGACUGCAUUAAGCCACCAGUUGCUGUGCAGCCCAUUACUACUGUCAGCAGUGUUGAGUCAACACCUGCAGCUGUCACUCCUUCAGCCUCCACCACCACCUUGACCAGCAGGCCGGCUAGCCCAGGCCUCUCCACGACACGCUCCACCCCGGGUCUCCCUGGGCCCCUCACCACCACCACUACCAGCAGGCCGGCUAGCCCAGGCCUCUCCACCGCACGCUCCACCCCGGGUCUCCCUGGGCCCCUCACCACCACCACUACCAGCAGGCCGGCUAGCCCAGGCCUCUCCACCGCACGCUCCACCCCGGGUCCCCCUGGGCCCCUCACCACCACCUCCAUCCAGCCUCCCUACACCACCACCCCUUCAGACACAGUCCCCACCACUGCAGCCACCACCACCAUUCCUAUUGUCUCAACUUCUGCUUUGGAUGCUCUGACCACCUCUGCUAAAGUACCGACCACAGUGACUGAUAAGGUGGUUCUGCUCAGCACCUCUUCGGCCGGUCCGACUCCAGAGGGAACCAGUGCAGCAGCAACACCCUCCCCUCCAUCCUGGGCCACCACAGUCAGACCUGAGGUGGUGGAGGUUGUAUCUACAGUGAAGACAUCUCCAUCCUUACCCUCCACUACAGAAGGCAGUACAGAGAGGACGACCAGGGCCCCCAGCUCCACACCUAGCCCCCUAGGCCCCAGCACAGAGAGGACCAGCCAGGUGCCCUUCUCUAUCACAGCUCUGUUCUGGCUCACGUCCUCAACCACCAGGCCCUCUCUACGCCCAGGGCCUACAGACACCACAUUCACCAGCCCCCCUCCAUCCACUACCAUGGGCCCCUGGAUAAGCUCCACCAUGGGGCCUACUCAGACCAGCACCCUGCCUGCAGUACCAGUCACCCCCACCAGUGUGACCACUAAGGCCACCACACGUCCAGGAGACACAGUGACUCCAGUCUCAACCACCUCUAGUCCACAGCCAACCACAGUCUCAGAGACACCCAGGGACACAGCUUGGACUACAACUAGGACUACAACCAGGUCUACAGCCAUGACUACAGCUUCUAUAACCACCCUUGGUGCACCCACAGAGACAAGCACAAAGCCUGUUGCUGUGGAGACAACCGAGCCAACAACAACCAAAGUCCUCCCUCCUGGUGUAUCGACUACAGCCGAUACCACAGUACCCUCUCUCUCACCGACCUCCACCGUUCACACCGUAACAACAACACCACCAGAACCCACUUCAAAACACAGCCCAGUAUCAGCCUCACCAGAAACCCCUUUCACUACUCUCAGAACUACGCCGCCCGCACGCCCGGAGACAACACCACCACUUGUUUUCACGGCAACCACAGAGAAGACCGUUCACGCCUCCCCUACAGAGCUGAGGACGUCCACAACUCCAGUUCCUGAUCUACCAACUACCACCGCUGUUCCCAUGCUGCCAACGACAACAACAAUAUCAACCGGUCUUACCUCAGAACAACCGGCGAGAGCACCGGUCUCAACGGCAACAACGGAACCCUUGGCAAAGACCCAUGUAACCAUGACACCGGCUGUAGUCACACCUGUGAUUGUCGUAGACACGGUAACAACGACAUCUCACCUGACAACAACAGCUACGGCCUACACUGAAAGGACCUCCUGGUCUGGCGCUGUUCCGACCACAGAGAGAACCACAGAACACACGACCACAACCGCAUACCCUUCCGAACCUGUGGACUGGGGACUGACCACUACUACCGGUCCCCCGACCGUACGGACCACAACAACUCAACCCAUACCAACGGAAAUCUCCAGGACGACCACCAAACCUCCAGACCUUCUGGUAACGACCACAGAGUCCACCCAGACCACCUUCACCUCUCCUUCCAUCUCGACCACAACAGAAGCAGUGGUCCCAACCACAACCACAUCGCCGGUAUCACCGGUGUCACACACAGAGACCACCACGACCGUGCCAGGUCCACCAGUGACUGUAGGGACCGUAACAACCCAGCCCCCCACCACACUGAAGACCACGGAGCCUUGGAUACCCCCCCACAGCGAAACCUCCUCCACUCCUUCUAGCCCUAUCUCUAGCACAGAGAGGGUGACCACACCUGAGGUCCCAGUGAAACCUGAGGUCAGUACAGAAGUAGAGGUCUCUCCACACCAAGUCAUCUCCACUACCACCACUGAUGCUCUUCACCACGUUGCUUCAUCUACAGCGCCAGGCGUCACCACCACAACCUCAGUUACCAUGACGACCACUGCCAAAACCACCACAGCUCCGCCCGAGACUUCAACCGGCGCAGUUUCAACCUCCAGGACGGAGAGACCUCCUGCGACACCCGAAUCCCCGGCCGUGCCUGGUGUACCUGGGGAACCAGCAUUAUCUCUCACUACAACGGUCCCCACGACAACUGUCCGACCUUUACCUGGUGUCCAUACCACCACCAUCACACCUGUACCUGGUGUCCAUACCACCACCAUCACACCUGUACCUGGUGUCCAUACGACCACCAUCACACCUGUACCUGGUGUCCAUACGACCACCAUCACACCUGUACCUGGUGUCCCAGUGACCACCGUCCCACCUGUACCUGGUGUCCAUACGACCACCGUCACACCUGUACCUGGUGUCCAUACGACCACCGUCACACCUGUACCUGGUGUCCAUACGACCACCGUCACACCUGUACCUGGUGUGCCAGUGACCACUGUCAAACCUGUACCUGGUGUCCCAGUGACCACUGCCCCACCUUUACCUGUACCUGGUGUCCAUACGACCACCAUCACACCUGUACCUGGUGUCCCAGUGACCACUGCCAUCAGACCAGUGACCAUCAGACCGCUAACAGAGACCACUCGCGUUCCUCCCGAUACAGGAAGGGUGGAAGUAUUGUCUACUACUUCCACAACAACUACACAAGAACCAACUUCUUCCUGGUCUGGUCCAGUAACCACAACCAGCUCCUCGUCCUCCCCCACGUCAGUUCCCAGACCCACUAGCCACCCAGAGAGAGUCACUACCAGAGUGGUUUCUACUUCUAAAGUGGUCUCCAAGACCACCCGCAGACCAAUGACAACAACACGCAGGACGACAACAGGCAAGGUUCCCAUGACGACGUCCAGAAGUGCCACAACGGUGAGGUCCACCGCCAGACCGAGCACUGUUAGGGCAACUGUAGAUACAAGGACUCUGGGACUACCAGUGGUUCCGACAGCGACGACCACACCUGGUCCUCCUACGGUCGCUCUUCCUAGCCUCGGCACAGCUACCAUCUCAGAGGUUGUUCCAACCACGACCGCUCGUCCCGCGACCAAACCAGUCACCAGAACCAGAACCACAGAAUAUGCAGCAGACGUUAGCAGCUCCGCUGCUCCGACCGGCACUGGCACGACCACAUCCACUUCUGUUUCCGUUCCUAGCCUGACCACGGUCACAGAAUCUACCGCCGUCCCCACAGGACCCACAGGAGCGACCGCAGAACCAUCCACAUCCACCACUACUACACCAGAAGGAAUAGUACCAUCCACCACUACUACACCAGAAGGAAUAGUACCAUCCAUCACUACUACACCAGAAGGAAUAGUACCAUCCACAUCCACCACUACUACACCAGAAGGAAUAGUACCAUCCACCACUAGAGAGACAGGGGUUACUCCAGCAUUCACAGAGAGCACAACCAGAAUGACUCCUUCGCCUGACCUGCUGACUUCUACAGAGGUCGCAGCCACUCCAGGGGUCACACCAAAGGUCACACCAGAUGUGACAGCAGCUCUCUCAGUCCCCUUGCCCCCCACGGCCACCCCAACCUCCGCUACAGAGCCAGAGAGGGUGGACGGAGUAGACACCACUACACCAAAGACUCCGUCACCAUCACCUGUGUCGCCGUACACCACAUCAGAGGCAACCACGUCACCAUCGGUAGUAUCGCCAUAUACCACGACAGAACGUGUUGGACCUACGGCAGAGGUUACUACAUCCAUGGCAGUGUCCUCAACUAGGAUGUGUACUCCUCCCUAUUCAGAGAUCAUAGAUGAGUGUACCAAGUUCCUCUGUGUGAGCGGCCAGCUGGUCCGAUUCAACAUGUCCCAGAACUGUCUGUAUAACUCCACCCCUCCUAACUGCGGCCUGCUCGGCUUCGCCAUCCUGGUCAACGGGGACAAGUGCUGCCCGCAGUGGGACUGCCCAUGUCGCUGCUCAGUGUUCCCCGACCUGAACGUGAUCACGUUUGAUGGUAACAGCGUGGCCAUCUACAAGGCUACCUCCUACAUUGUGACCCAGCUGCCCAGCGAGACUGUCAGCAUCGUGGUCCAGGAAUGCCCCGCUGACUCAGACACGCUGCUGUGGAAUUUCACCAACCUGUGUCUAGUGGUUUUGAACAUUACCCACAAGUCCAACCACCUGGUCAUCAACAGACUGCAGAGGAGGCUGUAUGUGAACUCGAGGUACGCCAAGCCGAGGUUCAAGAAGUUUGGCUUUGAGAUCCUGGACACCGGCAACAUGUAUCUGAUCCGGACACCGGCGGGCCUGAAGCUGCAGUGGUUCCACAGCACGGGCAUGUUGGUCAUCGAGACAGAGAGCUACAACAGCAAACUGCCCACCAUGGGCCUCUGUGGUUGCUGUGAUGGUAACCCGGCCAACGACCUGAUGCUGUCCAAUGGGACGACAGUCGGGGAGAGCGAGGACCCAGCGGUGUUCAUCGACAGCUGGCAGGUCCCCAACACCACUAGUUACAUCAGCCACAGCCGGCGCAGAGAAGUCAACUGUUCCACCAGCGACUGUUCCCAGUGUAUGACCAUGCUCCGAAACACCUCCUUCAGCCCCUGCCAUGCUUUUGUUCCUCCCAGUACGUUCUGUGAGGUGUGGGUUCGUGACGCGGAGUACGUCAACAACCCGUGUGUAGCGUUGGCUGCCUACGUGGCGUCUUGUCAUAAGUUCAACGUCUGCAUGGAGUGGAGGAGCUCAGACUACUGUCCCUUCAUGUGUCCAGACCAGCUGCGUUACCAGGCCUGUCUGCUGACCUGUACAGCCCAGUCCUGCUCCAACCAUGACUUUGACCACGACCCUGAGCAGUGUACAGGCCUGACAGAGGGAUGUGUCUGUCCUGAGGGCACUCUGCUCCAUCGACCCUACUCUGCCCUCUGCAUCCCCCCUGAGAAGUGUGCCUGUACGGACAGUUCCGGUGUACCCCGUGCUCCUGGCGAGGUGUGGAAGGCGUCUAAAGAUGGCUGCUGUAUGUAUCGCUGUGACAACGACAAUAUCGUUCCCGUGGAGUAUAACUGUUCCGCCGUGCCUCAGCCGCUCUGCCGCAGGGCCGGGGAAGUGGUCAUCAGUCUGGCAGACGACACCUCCUGCUGCCCACAGAAAGCCUGCGUUUGUAACCAGACCCUGUGUGACAUCUUCCCCCCGGAGUGUCAGUAUGGAGAGAAGCUGGUGUCUUACUUCAGAGAGGACUCCUGCUGUCCAGACUACGUCUGUGAGUGUGACCCAGAGCGCUGUGAGUCAGACAUCCCAGCCUGUAGAGAGGACCAGACCCGCAUCGCCACCAGGGCUGAUGGCAGCUGCUGCCUGGCACACAUCUGUAUGUGUGGUUCAUGUUUGGAGGUGGUUCCAAACUGCCAGGAUGGAGAGGUGUUGACAGUGGACGCCAACAGUACAGACCUCUGCUGUCCUGUCUACCACUGUGUGUGUGAGCCGUACCGGUGUGCUGAGUUGUCAUGUCCCUUGGGGAUGUCUGCUGUCACCGUGUCCCCUCCAGACCACUGCUGUCCCCUGCACACCUGCGAGUGUGCGUGUGACACACUGUCGAAGCCAAAAUGUCUUCUGGGAGAGACCAUGCAGGUGGACAGGGCUUUCCUAACAGACCCAACUAACCAGUGUUCCUGUAAGAGAUUUAACUGUGUGCGUGAGGCGGUGUGUGUGGACGGGGAGCGGGGUGUUAUGCGUCCGGGACAGACCCUCGUGGAUCACAGUGAGGAGGGGGUGUGUCUCACCACCCAGUGUAGCCACAGUCUGGAUCCCACCACGGGCUUCCACCACCUCCGCACCGCCACCACCAACUGCUCUGCUCAGUGCCAACCGAACCAGAUAUACAUCCCUCCCAAAGACCAAACGAUGUGCUGUGGUGUCUGCAAGAACAUCUCCUGUCUCUACCACAAUGACAACGGUACUGCACUCCUCUACAAGCCUGGGAAGUCGUGGGUGUCAGACUGUAUGAAGUAUGACUGUACCGACACACUGUCAGGCCCUACCCUGGUGUCCUACUCAUUCAGCUGUCCACCCUUCAACCAGACAGAGUGUAUGAAGAUUGGUGGAACCAUUGUAAGUUACAUGGAUGGAUGCUGCAAGACAUGUAAAGAAGAUGGGAAGUCCUGUCAGAAGGUGACAGUAAGGAUGACGAUACGGAAGAACGACUGUCGCAGUAACAGACCGGUCAACAUAGUGUCAUGUGACGGGAAGUGUCCGUCGGCCAGUAUUUACAACUACAACAUCAACACGUACGCCAGGUUCUGUAAGUGCUGCCGUGAGAUGGGGCUGCAGAGGCGCUCCGUGCAGCUCUACUGCAGUGGCAACUCCACGUGGGUCAACUACUCUAUACAGGAACCCACCGACUGCUCCUGCCAGUGGUCUUAGUGGCCACAAAGAGACACACACAUGACCGUAUGAACACAAAUUACAUAUACACGCACACACACACACACUGCAGAGACACUACUAUUGUAUGUCAGAGGGACAAGAGAAGGUUGGGUAUACGUUGAGUGGGUUUGUGGCUUUGGGCAGUUGAAGGUGGGUAGGGAUGUGUAUGGUUGAGUGGGUUUGGGGCUUUGGGCAGUUGAAGGUGGGUAGGGAUGUGUAUGGUUGAGUGGGUUUGGGGCUUUGGGCAGUUGAAGGUGGGUAGGGAUGUGUAUGGUUGAGUGGGUUUGGGGCUUUGGGCAGUUGAAGGUGGGUAGGGAUGUGUAUGGUUGAGUGGGUUUGGGGCUUUGGGCAGUUGAAGGUGGGUAGGGAUGUGUAUGGUUGAGUGGGUUUGGGGCUUUGGGCAGUUGAAGGUGGGUAGGGAUGUGUAUGAACACAGCACAUGAUGGCGUCUAUACAGGCUGAGAGGAGGAGGAAGCUAUGAAUGGCUGUCAUCCUACCUAACCAAAAGGCAUCGUUACACUUCAUGUUGUUGUUUUUUGUUUCUCUUUAUUUAAACUCUGCAUUUCUAUCUCUGAGAGUCAGUCUAGAUGUCAGGUAACUUUGUGUAUCCAGAGCUGUAGGUUCAGUUUCGGUUGGAAAUGGUGUAUUUCACAGUUUGUUACUCUUCAUAUAUCUCAUUGGUAGCUCUUUCAGAGGCGUGGUCAAGUCCACAAAAAGCCACAACAAUUUGAAACAUAAUUUGAGUAUGUUUUCGUUGACAUUAAGAAUACACAGCUUUAGUACUGUAGCUAAAUUCAACUCCAAAGUGUAUUGUACUACACAUACACUACCAUUCAAACGUCUGGGGUCACUUUGAAAUGUCCUUGUACACAAUAACUACAACUAGCUGAUACACAAUAACUACAACUAGCUGAUACACAAUAACUAACUGAUACACCACAACUAACUGAUACACAAUAACUACAACUAACUGAUACACAAUAACUACAACUAACUGAUACACAAUAACUACAACUAACUGAUACACAAUAACUACAACUAACUGAUACACAAUAACUACAACUAACUGAUACACAAUAACUACAACUAACUGAUACACAAUAACUACAACUAACUGAUACACAAUAACUACAACUAACUGAUACACAAUAACUACAACUAACUGAUACACUACAACUACAACUAACUGAUACACUACAACUACAACUAACUGAUACACAACAACUACAACUAACUGAUACACAAUAACUACAACUAACUGAUACACAACAACUACAACUAACUGAUACACAACAACUACAACUAACUGAUACACAACAACUACAACUAACUGAUACACAACAACUACAACUAACUGAUACACAACAACUACAACUAACUGAUACACAAUAACUACAACUAACUGAUACACAAUAACUACAACUAACUGAUACACAACAACUACAACUAACUGAUACACAACAACUAACUGAUACACAACAACUAACUGAUACACAAUAACUACAACUAGCUGAUACACAAUAACUACAACUAGCUGAUACACAAUAACUACAACUAACUGAUAUGCAAAAUGGUGAAACUGUGUAGCAAAAAUAAGCAAACGUGUGCAGCCCCGCAAGUAUGUGGUAUCCAUUUUGUGUAUCGAACUGUGGCCUUGUGGGGCGUACAUACCUAGUGUAGGAAUUAGAUCUGACUCGAAGCCAGCCCCACUCUAUAUGUAGGUAAAACGUGAGAGUAUUUAGUCCAACAUUAACACUGAAUUCAGACAUCAAAUUGUGCCUCAUUUUGUACAUAAAUACAUUCCCUGUCUUUGUGCCUUUUGUGGAAGUAAAUAUUUUUACAUUUAAAAAAAUAUAUAUAUAUUUAGAUGUAAUACUUUUAGAGAGUUUUAACACUUCAAUCUGCUGUAUAUCAAGUGAUAUUAAAUAUGCUUAAUGUAACCAUACUAGAGGUGUUGCUGAAUAAUUACGAAUCAAGCUGUAUGUCGAGCACUUUAUUUAUUUUCUGUUCAACUUAGCACAGCGUUCAUUAUUUUGGUAUUGGUGAUUUUUGUCAACACAGUUUUGUCAAGCAUUUGGUCCUGAUAUAUUUAAUCGACACUAGCACAAGCCAAAACUGGUUUGGUUGCAGACCAGAAGUUAUUAUUUUUUUUAACAACUUUAAUUUGUGGACAUUUUUUGAAAUUGAGAAUGUUAGGGGGGAAAACAAUGUAAAUGGAUUUUUACUGAGAGGUUGAAAGAAUCGCUUUUUUGAAAUCACUUUGUUUAUAAUACAGUAACUUGGUUGACAAUAAGGUCUCCCGUUUUUACAUCUUCAAAAUGUGUUUUUUUGUCACUUGAUCGUAUACAUAUUUUUAACAAAUAAAUAUUCACAGCAUAAUACAAAUUUUGUGAAAUGUGUGGUGUCAAUAAUAAGAGUUGUGAUUGCUUAUGCUUAACGUGUUUUCAAUAAGUUAAGUUCAUUGUAAAGCUAAUUGUUGAAUUGUGUUAUUAUUGGGGAUAUGAAACAACGCCCACAGGUUAGUGUAGUGAAACUGAACGUGUACCAUACUAAAUGUACAUUUGAAUUUUCAAUAAAUAUUUCCUUAGAAAA